GGAGUAGUUCCGCUCUCCGGGCGGAAGUGCGCGCGGCGAUCUGGGGUGCUGACCAGCUGGCGUCAUGGUGGUGCCUGUGCUAGAGGCUGCUCACGUGUUUUGCUGCCCGAACCGGGUACGGGGAGCCGUGAGCUGGAGCCCUGGGCCCGGAGGACUUCUGGCCUUUGGCACGUCCUGCUCGGUGGUUCUCUAUGACCCUCAGAAAAGGGUAGUUGUUACCAACCUGAAUGGCCACACUUCUCGAGUCAAUUGUGUACAGUGGAUUUGUAGACAAGAUGGCUCUCCUUCUACUGAAUUAGUUUCUGGAGGAUCUGAUAAUCAAGUUAUUCACUGGGAAAUAGAGAAUAAUCAGCUUUUAAAAGCCAUUCAUCUCCAAGGCCAUGAAGGACCUGUUUAUGCGGUGCAUGCUGUUUACCAGAGAACAGCGUCAGAUGCUGCGUUGCACACACUGAUAGUAUCUGCAUCUUCAGAUUCUACUGUCCGAUUCUGGUCUAAAAAGGGUUCAGAAGUAACAUGCCUUCAGACCUUGACCUUUGGAAAUGGAUUUGCUCUGGCUCUGUCCUUAUUCUUUUUGCCUGGUACUGAUGUACCGAUAUUAGCCUGUGGUGAUGAUGAUUGCAAAAUUCACUUAUUUGUGCAACAGAAUGAUCAGUUUCAGAAAGUGCUUUUUCUCUGUGGACAUGAAGAUUGGAUAAGAGGUGUAGAGUGGGCAGCCUUUGGUAGAGAUAUUUUCCUAGCAAGCUGUUCACAAGAUUGCCUGAUAAGAAUAUGGAGGCUCUAUAUAAAAUCGACAUCUUCAGAAAUACAAGAUGAUAAAAUAAGACUGAAGGAAAAUACUUUUACCAUAGAAAAUGAAGGCAGUAAAGCAACCUUUGGAGUUACUCUGGAGACUGUGUUGGCUGGUCAUGAAAACUGGGUGAAUGCAGUUCACUGGCAACCUUCAUUUUACAAAGAUGGUGUUCUACAGCAGCCAAUGAGAUUGUUGUCUGCUUCAAUGGAUAAAACCAUGAUUCUCUGGGCUCCAGAUGAAGAGUCAGGAGUUUGGCUGGAACAGGUUCGAGUAGGUGAAGUAGGUGGAAAUACUCUGGGAUUUUAUGAUUGCCAAUUCAACAAAGAUGGCUCCAUGAUCAUCGCUCAUGCUUUUCACGGAGCACUGCACCUUUGGAAGCAGAGUACAGUUAAUCCAAGAGAGUGGACUCCAGAGAUUGUCAUUUCAGGACACUUUGAUGGUGUCCAAGAUCUAAUGUGGGACCCAGAAGGAGAAUUUAUCAUCACUGUUGGUACUGAUCAGACAACUCGACUUUUUGCUCCAUGGAAAAGACAAGACCAAUCACAGGUGACUUGGCAUGAAAUUGCAAGACCUCAGAUACAUGGAUAUGACCUGAAAUGUUUGACAAUGAUUAAUCGGUUUCAGUUUGUAUCUGGAGCAGAUGAAAAGGUUCUUCGAGUUUUUUCUGCACCUCGAAAUUUUGUGGAAAAUUUUUGUGUCAUUUCAGGACAAUCACUGAGUCAUGUGCUUUGUGUUCAAGACAGUGAUCUUCCAGAAGGAGCUACUGUCCCUGCAUUGGGAUUAUCAAAUAAAGCUGUCUUUCAGGGAGAUAUAGCUUCUCAGCCUUCUGAUGAGCAAGAGCUAUUCACUAGUACUGGUUUUGAGUAUCACCAGCUACCCUUCCAACCCUCCUUGCUUACUGAACCUCCCACUGAGGAUCAUCUUCUACAGAAUACAUUGUGGCCUGAAGUUCAAAAACUAUAUGGACAUGGCUAUGAAAUAUUUUCUGUUACUUGUAAUAAUUCAAAGACUCUGCUUGCCUCAGCUUGCAAGGCAGCCAAGAAAGAGCAUGCAGCUAUCAUUCUUUGGAACACUGCAUCCUGGAAACAGGUGCAGAAUUUAGUUUUCCACAGUCUCACUGUCACGCAGAUGGCCUUCUCACCUGAUGACAAAUUCUUACUUGCUGUUUCCAGAGACCGAACCUGGUCACUGUGGAAAAGGCAGGAUGUAAUCUCACCUGAGUUCGAUCCAAUUUUCAGUCUCUUUGCCUUCACCAAUAAAGUCACUUCUGUGCACAGUAGAAUUAUUUGGUCUUGUGAUUGGAGUCCUGACAGCAAGUAUUUCUUCACUGGGAGUCGAGACAAAAAGGUGGUGGUAUGGGGUGAGUGUGACCCCAGCGAUGACUCCAUCGAGCACAGCAUCGGCCCCUGCUCCUCAGUCCUGGAUGUGGGCGGGGCUGUGACAGCUGUCAGUGUCUGCCCAGUGCUUAACCCUUCCCAGCGCAGGUAUGUGGUGGCAGUUGGAUUAGAGUGCGGAAAGAUUUGUAUAUAUACGUGGAAAAAGACUCAACAAGUUCCAGAAAUAAAUGACUGGAUUCACUGCAUAGAAACAAACCAAAGCCAAAGUCAUACACUUGCUAUCAGAAAAUUAUGCUGGAAGAAUUGCAAUGGGAAAGUUGAACAGAAUGAAGGAGAAGGUGCUGAAUGGUUACAUUUUGCAAGCUGUGGUGAAGAUCACACUGUGAAGAUAUACAGAGUUAACAGAUGUGCACUGUAAUGGACUGAAUAACCACGUGCUUUCAGUCAUUGCUUCUUAAAGAGUUUAUCACGUAAAUACAUCAUCUUUACCUUCA
Chinchilla lanigera (long-tailed chinchilla) is the source of this 2621-nucleotide messenger RNA. It is a transcript of the gene Elp2, whose product is annotated as elongator acetyltransferase complex subunit 2. The record is from RefSeq and is a predicted model, not a curated record. Gene Ontology annotation, molecular function: protein binding. NCBI's taxonomy places the organism in Eukaryota, Metazoa, Chordata, Mammalia, Rodentia, Chinchillidae. Gene Ontology annotation, biological process: tRNA wobble uridine modification. The transcript is spliced from 22 exons. The coding region runs from base 65 to 2545 and encodes 826 amino acids. Gene Ontology annotation, cellular component: elongator holoenzyme complex.